AUGGCACUCGCUGGAGAAAACAAUUGGACUGCAGCCCUCAAAAGUGUCUGCACUCGUUUCGUCCCCACCGUUGAAAUGAUCUUGUCCCGCUCAAUGUUGGCCCUGAUGACCCUUAUGUUACUCUCUACGUGCUUCAACCCGAAAAGGCUCCAUACACUCCUACUCUCAGACCCUCCUCAAGAGACACACUCACGGCUUGACCCUGAUUGGGCGGUUCUUUACACGUCUGGUUUCGCGUACUCUGUCGUCGCGGGGGUUGCCACUGCCGAGGGCUACAGUUGUUAUAGCCUGGUUUGCGUUUUCGUAUCUGCUACAAUGCUACUCUUAUUGUGUCUGGUGACACCACCCUAUACGCUCCCAUCCAUGUCCUCAACACUUAUCGUAUCGGCCACUCCCCAUCUAUUGACCCAUUGGAUUGUUCGAGGUCACUGGAAGAGGUUCGAAGUCCAUGUCAACAUCAAUGAUGUUCAAGACUGGGUUAGGACUAUCACUGGCCAGGCCCGACAAGGCCAACUCUGA
This is a messenger RNA of Marasmius oreades (fairy-ring Marasmius), 519 nucleotides long. RefSeq lists its product as uncharacterized. The record is from RefSeq and is a predicted model, not a curated record. The transcript is spliced from 3 exons. Bases 1 to 519 code for a protein of 172 amino acids. Lineage: Eukaryota; Fungi; Basidiomycota; Agaricomycetes; Agaricales; Marasmiaceae.